CAUUUUUUUAUCUGUCAGUGUGUUCAUGUCACCACUAUCAUUUUCUUUAUCUUUAGCAUAAAGUUACAAUGUUACAGUUUUGGUAAAGAAAAGAAUAAGAAUUACAUCUUUUAGGUUUCAUUAAAUUACAAGUUAUGUCCUUUGUAUAUGCGGGAUUUCAGAAAUUACGCUGUUGUUUAAAUGCAAGAUUUUAUUGCAGCGUAACUGUUACUAAACGACGAAGAAUGAGAUCCAAAACAGACAUGGAAUUGAAAAGCAGAGAGAACCCGAUUGUGAUUAAAUUGGACAUUGAAAAGAUCAAAGACAUAUUUACGCCAGAAGCUUUAGAUCUGAAAAGGUUUUUUGAUCAGUAUCAAUAUGAAUUACGAGUAGCAGGGGGUGCUGUGAGAGAUUUGUUGAUGGGUCUCAAACCAACAGACCUUGAUUUUGCCACAACAGCCACCCCUCAACAAAUGAAGGAUAUGUUUACUGCUGAAGGGGUUCGUAUGAUCAAUAUGAAUGGUGAGAAACAUGGGACAAUCACACCCAGGAUCAAUGAUAAGGAAAACUUUGAGGUCACUACCCUUAGAAUAGACAUGGUGACUGAUGGCCGGCAUGCAGAAGUGGAAUUUACCACAGACUGGAAACUCGAUGCUAAUAGAAGAGAUCUCACAAUAAACUCUAUGUUUUUAGGUUUUGAUGGCUCUGUAUACGAUUAUUUCUUUGGUUAUGAAGAUUUGCAAAAAAGAAGGGUAGCCUUUGUUGGAGAUCCUGAUGUCAGAGUCAAAGAAGAUUAUUUGAGGAUAAUGCGAUACUUCAGAUUUUAUGGAAAGAUUGCUAAAUCACCAGAUGCCCAUGAAGAAGAAACAUUGAAAAUAUUGAAAAAUAACGCUGACGGACUGCAAAAUGUAUCCGGGGAAAGAAUUUGGGUAGAACUUAAAAAAACACUGCAGGGAAGAUUUGCCGGAAGCUUGUUAAAGAUAAUGCUAGAAGUUGGAUUGGGAAAGAAUAUAGGGCUACCUGAACAACCCAAUGUGGAAGAACUUGACAGAGUCCUAAAGAGGGCCGACCACUUGCAUUUACAUCCAAUCACAUAUUUAGUGGCUCUACUGAAAGAUAUGGAUGAAGUUACAGUGCUCCACAACCGAUUGAAGUUCUCUGGAUAUGAUAGAGACCUUGCCUAUUUUUUGGUAGAACAUAGAGGUGAUAAAGUCCAUGACAAACCAUUGUUGCCAUAUGAGAAAUUAGUUUUAAAUACAAAGAUAAAACAAAAGGAUGCAGUAGAGUAUGUCAAAGAAGUAUUAAAAUAUAGAGGAGAUGAAAAUCUUUUAGAGAAAUUCAAUAAAUGGGAAAUUCCAAGGUUUCCUGUCAGUGGAAAAGUUCUAAAGGACAACAAUGUGCCACCUGGGAAGAUGUAUGGAAUUAUCAUAAGCAAAUUAAAAGAAAUUUGGGUAGAUAAUGAAUAUGCACAAACAGCAGAUGAUUUGGUGAAGUUUCUGCCAACUGUCAUGGAAGAACUUGAGAGAAAAAAGAAAAUAAAGCAAACAAGUCAAACUUCUUUUGCAUAAAGGAAAUGUGUCAUUGAUUGCUGUAUUUACCUUACUUUGCAAAGUGUUAACUGGCACUCCCCUAAGGUUGGCUAAUCUCUGCUGCAACUCUGCAUCAGAAGUAGAAGG
Messenger RNA from Plodia interpunctella (Indianmeal moth), 1655 nucleotides. RefSeq lists its product as uncharacterized. Gene Ontology annotation, molecular function: nucleotidyltransferase activity; tRNA binding. NCBI's taxonomy places the organism in Eukaryota, Metazoa, Arthropoda, Insecta, Lepidoptera, Pyralidae. The record is from RefSeq and is a predicted model, not a curated record. Gene Ontology annotation, cellular component: mitochondrion. Gene Ontology annotation, biological process: mitochondrial tRNA 3'-end processing; tRNA 3'-terminal CCA addition. The coding region runs from base 135 to 1547 and encodes 470 amino acids. The transcript has 7 exons.